CGCGUCUUCGUAGCACCCGCCCUUGCCGUCACACUACAGAGAUCGAAGCAGGUUGACGACGGAACAGAUCGAGAGAGAGAGAGAGAGAGAGAGAGAGAGAUGGGCUUCCUCCGCGCUCUCCACCGCUCCAAACCCUUGCUCCGAUCCCACCUAUCCGCCUCCGCCUCCCUCCGAUGGGUCUCUUCCUCCACCGCACUCCAGAGGCCCGAGUCCGCAGGCCUCGCCGCCGAACCCGCCGACCCGCCCCCGCGAACCCCUGUAGGCGGCGCCAGGUUUCACCUCGCCAAACCCGAGGAUGCCAUUGAGGUCUUCGUCGAUGGAUAUCCCGUCAAGAUUCCCAAGGGCAUGACCGUCCUCCAGGCCUGCGAGGUCGCCGGCGUCGACAUCCCCCGGUUCUGCUACCACAGCCGCCUUUCCAUAGCCGGAAAUUGCCGCAUGUGCCUCGUCGAGGUCGAGAAAUCCCCCAAGCCCGUCGCCUCCUGCGCCAUGCCCGCCCUCCCAGGGAUGAAGAUCAAGACGGACACGCCGGUGGCGAAGAAGGCCAGAGAAGGGGUGAUGGAGUUCCUCUUGAUGAACCAUCCACUGGACUGCCCGAUCUGCGAUCAGGGAGGUGAAUGUGAUCUUCAGGACCAGUCUAUGGCCUUUGGAGCGGAUCGCGGACGGUUCACGGAGAUGAAGAGGUCGGUGGUUGAUAAGAAUCUGGGGCCCCUUGUGAAGACGGUGAUGACUCGAUGCAUCCAAUGCACCAGGUGUGUCAGAUUUGCUACUGAGGUUGCUGGUGUUCAGGACCUGGGAAUGUUAGGUCGUGGUAGUGGGGAGGAAAUAGGGACUUAUGUAGAAAAACUUAUGACUAGUGAACUCUCUGGCAAUGUGAUAGAUAUCUGUCCUGUUGGUGCUCUGACUUCUAAACCAUUUGCUUUUAAAGCUAGAAACUGGGAGUUAAAGGGAACAGAGACUAUUGAUGUUACUGAUGCAGUUGGAUCAAAUAUAAGAAUUGACAGCAGAGGUCCAGAAGUCAUGCGAAUCAUUCCUCGUCUGAAUGAGGAUAUUAACGAGGAGUGGAUAUCAGACAAAACACGUUUUUGUUAUGAUGGGCUAAAAAGGCAAAGAUUGAAUGAUCCUAUGAUUCGUGGUUCAGAUGGACGAUUUAAGGCAGUGACUUGGCGAGAUGCCCUUGCUGUGGUUGCUGAGGUUGCACAUCAAGUGAUACCUGAGGAAAUUGUUGGAGUUGCUGGUCGACUUUCUGAUGCAGAAUCUUUGAUGGCACUGAAAGAUUUCUUGAACAAAAUGGGAUCAAAUAAUGUAUCAUGUGAAGGUAAUGGCAUCAGUCCUAAUGCAGAUUUACGUCCUAGUUAUCUUCUGAACACAACAAUUGCUGGUCUUGAGAAGGCUGAUGCUUUUCUGUUGGUUGGUACACAGCCAAGAGUAGAAGCCCCUAUGGUAAAUGCAAGAAUCCGAAAGACGGUGAGGGCAACUCAAGCAAAAGUAGCCUACAUUGGUUCUCCAUCUGACUUCAACUAUGACCACCAGCAUAUUGGCACAGGCCCUGAAACCCUCCUUGAGAUUGCUGAGGGCCGCCACCCUUUCUGCUCGACCCUGCUAACUGCAAAGAAUCCUGUUAUCAUGGUUGGUGCUGGAAUCUUCGAAAGGAAAGACAAAGAUGCCAUUUUUUCUGCAGUUGAAACCAUAGCAAAGUCUGCUAAAGUUGUUAGACCUGAUUGGAAUGGCCUAAACAUCUUACUCCUCCAUGCUGCUCAAGCUGCUGCCCUUGACCUUGGCCUUGUAUCCAGUCCAAUCGAGAGCAUCCAAUCGGCCAAGUUUCUUUACCUGAUGGGUGCCGAUGAUGUGAAUUUAGAUAAGCUUCCAGAUGAUGCAUUUGUGGUUUACCAAGGUCAUCAUGGAGAUAAGGGUGUUUACAGGGCUAAUGUUAUUUUACCUUCUGCUGCAUUCAGUGAGAAAGAAGGCACAUAUGAGAACACCGAGGGAUGUUCUCAAUGGACUGUUCCUGCUGUUCCCACUGUUGGCGAUGCAAGAGAUGAUUGGAAGAUCAUUAGAGCCCUAUCUGAGGUUGCUGGGGUUCGCCUCCCUUAUGAUAACCUCGAAGCUGUCAGAGCCCGGAUAGGGAUGGUGGCUCCAAAUCUACUGCACGUGGAUGAGAGAGAGCCAUCCACGGUAUCAUUGGAGAUGAAACCAAGUGUUCAACAUCAGAUGAGCCAUGCACCGUUCGAAGCUGUAGUGGAUAACUUCUACAUGACGGAUUCUAUUACUCGGGCUUCAAAGAUAAUGGCUCAAUGCAGUUCGAUGCUGCUGAAAAAGUGAAGCUUUUCACCAGGAGUUGAUAGUACAGGUCGACGUUCUUUUUAGUCUCUGGAAUUCAGAGAUUAUCUGAAUGCUAGAAUUUGCACCUGUGACUGCCAAGCUACUUUUGUAUUCAUAAAUGGCAGGGAAACUAUUACCAUGUUUUCCUUUCGCAAGAGAAACAAGUUUGCGAACUUGUAGAUGGCACCAAAAAAUAUUGCCUACUGUUGAAAGAUAUUUAUUAAUAAAAUGCUUAAGAUAGCGGCAAUGUUUUCCUGCCUUGGCAAUA
Musa acuminata subsp. malaccensis (wild Malaysian banana) is the source of this 2587-nucleotide messenger RNA. Its product is annotated as NADH dehydrogenase [ubiquinone] iron-sulfur protein 1, mitochondrial. Gene Ontology annotation, biological process: ATP synthesis coupled electron transport; cellular respiration. Lineage: Eukaryota; Viridiplantae; Streptophyta; Magnoliopsida; Zingiberales; Musaceae. Gene Ontology annotation, cellular component: membrane. The record is from RefSeq and is a predicted model, not a curated record. Gene Ontology annotation, molecular function: iron-sulfur cluster binding; NADH dehydrogenase (ubiquinone) activity.